Molecule: messenger RNA, 20035 nt
Organism: Lymnaea stagnalis (great pond snail)
Lineage: Eukaryota; Metazoa; Mollusca; Gastropoda; Lymnaeidae
Source: the annotation of a GenBank genome assembly
GCGAGCGUUAACUAGUGAACUCGUCUUGCCUAGGGUGCUCGUAUUUCUGUGAUGUCCAUUCGAGUGGAUCAACUCGACGACGACGGGCCGUGCUCGCUAUAUUCGUCUGAAAUAUCGAUCUGCGGGUCAGAGCACGGAAUCAUUCAGUUCAAUACGACCCCCAAAGCCUUUACAACUAGGGCGCCUUGGUUGCAAUGUUUGUAUCUUGCGCGUGUUCUUCAAAGCCGAGUCGGUGGGGGCUCUGGGCUCGUCAGCGGGGGAUUGCGAAAUAGGUCACUACCGAAAUAAACCACACGCAUAUCAUCACGUGUGUUGUUGAUCUGGGUUUUCUCAGUUUCAUAGUCGUCAAGACAAUAGCCCGUACUAUUUGAGGGGCAGGAGCUGGGAGCAGUGUUUCAUUCCCUGAGCUGGGAGCAGUGUUUCAUUCCCUGACAGUCCUCACGCCGGUGGCUCAGCUGUUUGAAAUGGUGUGCGGUGGACUGGUUGAUAUUUGAGUUAAAUCUUCAUUACUUUUUUUUUUGACAUCUCAACCAGUCUUUUAAUUAAGAUCAACUGUUUUGACCAAGAUUGGAUUGAUAAUUGUUAUUUUUCAGUGAGGUCCUUUAGAUUGUAUUUGUAUGCGUGCCGAGCCACCUGCUAAUACUUGCCGUGUGGAUAUUUAUUUCACUGUGUUUGGAAAAGAUGGACUUAUCUAGAAUGACAGGUCGUUAUUUGUGACACAGGAUUUAGCUACGGUAUACGAGAUAGAAAACAAAACAAAAAAAGGUAUUAUCGUCUGGAAUUGUUAGAGCUGUGAGAAGUAGGGCUGCACUGCUGUGAUUCAAUCGCUGCGACUGUUUUGAAAGCAACCUCGAGUGUAGUCUUCAAAUAAUCUCACCAUCACAGCUUCUGUAACGUACACGUACUAGUAACCGCUUUGUUCGUCUAUUAGUAGAUCAGAGACUUUGUUUUGAAAGACAUCCGGUGUAGGUUUCAGUGCAACAAUUGUGGUGUGCGUUGUUAUAAAUAAUGUCUGACAACGAGGAGCAGGCGGAACAGAGACCUGGCUCUGGUAACAAGAUCAAACCAAUGAUGGAUCACGAUGACAAAAAAGGUCGGUUGAGAGAGAUUAGCCAAGUAGUGAAGUAGUCUUGCUGUUUUCUUUAACUAACUACAUUAAGAUUUUUUGCCUACAGUGAAUUAAAGCAGCGGUUCUCAACCUGUGGGUUGCGACCCCCUUGCACAGGGGUCGCCAAAGAACAUCGGAAAACACAUAUUUAUAAAGUAGCAACGAAAAUAACUUAAUGGUUGGGGGUGACCACAGCACGAGGAACUGUAUUAAAGGGUCGCGGCAUUAAGAAGGUUGAGAACCACUGGCGUAAAGACUUGUUGCCUAAAGUGACGGGUGAAUCCGAGCAUAUAUUUGAUACAGGACUUCAAUCUCCGUCACACAACUCGUUUGGUACCUGGUCGAAUAAAUAUAGUCUUCACGUUUGUGUUACUGCAACCUCACAACAUGUAUAAGUCCGUUUUUUUCUUCCGAUUCCUGUGUUUGCAAUGAAAAACUAACUGUUAAGCCAAUAUAUUUUAUUUAAUCUGUACCAUCUGUUUUCAACAAUCUAUUUGAUUUCUAUCCGUAUGACUACUGUAAGCGAUCUAAGGCGAUCUAUUGAUUCCUUCCUUGCAGUCUCUUACUGCAAGAGACAAGCUAUUGCAUUUUUAAAUCAUUUAUAUUAACUUCGCAUUUGUUCGUCGGUGGGUGGCUGGCGAAAAUCUUCGGACGUCUAACUGACCCACUUCCUUUUAACAUGUCGAGCGGACGACACAUUCUAUCAAAUUUUCAGCUCCUCCGCCCCCCACCCCCCAAAAAAAACAACCCAUCUACCCCCAAAAAUCAGUUUUUCAUGUUUUGCAAAGGAAAUGUGAAGGAAAUAUGAUACCACUAAUUUCACGAAAUAAAAUUCCCGAUAACUGCGCCCAAAGAGAUUCUUUUUUGUUAAAAACCGCAAUUGCAUUUGGUACGUAAUAGCGUUUGGUGCGUAAUAGCGUUUGGUGCGUAAUAGCGUUUGGUGCGUAAUAGCGUUUGGUGCGUAAUAGUAAUAUUUUCUUUUGUUUUUUUCUGAAAUAGUCGAUGAAAUCAAUCUGCGGUGUAAAAGCGGGUGGUCGUUAGAAUAUUGAUAUAGUUCGNAAUUGGGAUUCUUAUAUAGUUAUAUAGUGCGUUCCUUUUAGGCCUAUGUAUGUUUGUCAUUCAGUCCCGCCCCCCCCCCCACCCCCAAAUCAAGCACUCUUUUUGAUUCAUAGAUUAGAAUGCCAGAGGCGGGUUACCUUUUUUAUUGCUUUCCCGCAGUAAAGAAAUUCUACUCAAAAGUGACCAUUAAGAAAGAAAACAAAAAAGUAGUUAUAAGUUUUCUUAUUAUGGCCUCUGUAAAAAUUGUCCGCAGUCUCUCUAUUAAAAUCAUUAAGUAGUGUCCCCUAUAUUAAUAAAUUGGCUAGUAAUCUCCCGCCUAUUCAAAAAAUUGUUUUAUAGUCUACUCUCAGUUAAAAUUGUUUCAUAGUCUCCCCUCAGUUAAAAUUGUUUCAUAGUCUCCCCUCAGUUAAAAUUGUUUCAUAGUCUCCCCUCAGUUAAAAUUGUUUCAUAGUCUCCCCUCAGUAAAAAUUGUUUCAUUGGCUCCACUCAGUUAAAAUUGUUUCAUAGUUUCCCCUCAGUUAAAAUUGUUUCAUCAUCUCCCCUCAGUUAAAAUUCAUAGUCUCCCCUCAGUUAAAAUUGUUUUAUAGUCUCCCAUCAGUUAAAAUAUUUUCACAGUCUCCCCAUCAGUUAAAAUUGUUUCAUAGUCUCCCCUCAGUUAAAAUUGUUUCACAGUCUCCCCAUCAGUUAAAAUUGUUUCAUAGUCUCCCCUCAGUAAAAAUUGUUUCAUAGUCUCCCUUCAGUUAAAAUUGUUUCAUAGUUUCCCCUCAGUUAAAAUUGUUUCAUCAUCUCCCAUCAGUUAAAAUUGUUUCAUAGUCUCCCCUCAGUUAAAAUUGUUUCACAGUCUCCCCAUCAGUUAAAAUUGUUUCAUAGUCUCCCCUCAGUAAAAAUUGUUUCAUAGUCUCCCUUCAGUUAAAAUUGUUUCAUAGUCUCCCCUCUACUAAAAUUUGUUCAGUCUCCACUACAUUAAAAUUCUUUCCUAGUUUGUCCACUUUAACAUUUUUCUCCGUUUUCUAUUUGCAGACAACCAGCAAGAUGAGCCCAGUGGAGGCAUUGGUUGCUGUGGUUACAUUCUGUGGGCACUCUCAGUGCUCAUGAUCGUCUGCACGUUCCCAUUCUCAUUGUGUCUGUGCAUUAAGGUAUGUUCUCACUAUGUAUGUAGAUUAAAAAGUAUGUUCUCAGUGUAUGUGUACAUUAAAAGGUAUGUUCUCAGUAUGUAUGUACAUUAAAGAUAUGUUCUCAGUAUAUAUGUAGAGUGAAAGGUAUGCUCUCAGUAUGUAUGUACAUUAAAAGGUAUGUUCUCAGUGUGCAUGUAGAUUAAAAAGUAUGUUCUCAGUGUGUAUGUAGAUUAAAAAUUAUGUUCUCAAUAUGUAUGUAGAUUAAAAUUACAUGGUAUGGUCUCAGUAUGUAUGUAGAUUAAAAGGUAUGUUCUCAGUGUAUAUGUAGAUUAAAAAGUAUGUUCUCGGUAUGUAUGUACAUUAAAAGGUAUGUUCUCAGUGUGUAUGUAGAUUACAAUUACAUGGUAUGUUCUAAGUAUGUAUGUAGAUUACAAGUCAUGUUCUCAGUAUGUAUGUAGAUUACAAUUACACUGUAUGUUCUCAGUAUGUAUGUAGAUUGCAAUUACAUGGUAUGUUUUCAGUAUGUAUCUAGAUUACAAGGUGUAUUCUCAGUAUGUAUGGAGAUUAAAAGGUAUGUUCUCAGUAUGCAUGUAGAUUACAAGGUAUGUUCUCAGUAUGUAUGUAGAUUACAAGGUAUGUUCUCAGUAUGUAUUUAGAUUACAAGGUAUGUUACAGGUAGGCUUUGUGACAUGGUAUGUUCUCAGUGAGGCUGAGUAUUAAAAAAGGUAUGAAUAUUAAAAGGCAUAGUUCAAGUGUGAUAUAUUAAAAGUUAUGUUCUUAUAUUGUCUGUAAAUUAAACAGUAUGUUUUCAGUGUACAUGUAUACAAAAAGUUAAGUUCUCGGUGUUUAUGUAGAUUAAAAGGUAUGUUAUCAUUUUUUAUUUUAUUAAGGAUUGUUCACAGUGUGUCUGUGUAUGAAGAUAUUUUCUCAUGGAUUCUCUGUGUUAUAUUUUGUUCCUAGUGUGUGUUGUAUUUCAUCAUCUUAAAUUUGACUGUCCACAUUCUCCUCCCAGGUUGUCCAAGAAUAUGAGAGAGCUGUCAUUUUUAGACUUGGUCGUCUCCUGUCUGGUGGGGCCAAGGGUCCAGGUAACUAAGAUAAACAAAGCGUACGCCAUUAUAGAUAUGACCAGAGAGCCACGGUCCAGUUACAUCCUACAUACACGGUCCAGUUACAUCCUACAUACACUAUUAUAAAUAUGAACAGAGAGCCUUGGUCCAGUAACACCCUACAGCCUUUCCUUCAACAACUCUUAUCCCCCCCCCCCCCCCCCCCAGAAAUUGCCCGACCACCAACAGGUUUAAGUGUCUCAUUUACCAAAGGCUUUUUAAAAGACAUUUGACUGACCUACAGAACAGCUAAAUCCUAACUUUAAAUCUGCCUAGUGCAUCCUUUAAUUCUAUUCAUUUCAUGUUUUUAAAUUUAAGACUUAGCUAAAGGUAUACUUGUGUUGCCUUUGUGUUGGCAUAGUCUUUGUAGUCUCAAAGAGACACCCAUUUUAACACAGCUUUUAAAGUGAGAAAGUUGUUGGAAGGUGCAUCUCAGUCUUCAUGCUUUUUUUUGUAUAUGAAAUGAAUGGAGUUGAUAUGGGAUGUCAAAUGAGGAUCUUGGUGUGUUUUAACAGAGUAUCAAAAUAGCACAUCCAGGGACUAUACACUCUGUUAUUACACAUGAUAAAAGGGUUAAAAUAUGGCCGCAUAGUGUACAACGGCCAUUGUCUAAUAAUGGCAUACAAAGGAGUGUUACUUGUUGGUAAAUGAACCAUUGUUUUGAUUAUGUGAUGAUGUAUCAACAACAGGGUGUUGCAAAUGAUUCAAGAAUAUUGAUUUUUGUAUUUUAAGAAGAAAAAUAACAUUAAAAGCAUGAUGCGAAACAUUAAAAUAAAUGUAAAAAUUGUAGUUUGUAAUUUUUCAAUUGUUAGGAAAUAUUUCUGCAUCCACUGGUGCUCUCAUAUUAGAUUAUUUAAAUGAUCUCUUCUCUAACUCUACCCCCCACCCACUCCUCUUUUCAAACUUGCAGGUCUAUUUUUCAUUAUUCCUUGCAUGGAUUCCUACACAAAGGUUGAUUUGAGAACUGUUUCUUUUGAUGUACCACCUCAAGAGGUAAGUGGAUCAUUGAAAUUGAAAUGACUUUAAGUAUUUAUAUAUAUUAUAUCAUGUGUUGCCAAGCUAAGUUGUAUACUGAAUUUCAGCAAUUUGGAUCAGCAAAAACUAGAGAAAUUUUAGCUAUAGAAUUUUGAAUAGCACAAGCAUAGAAUGUUAUUUGUUUCUGUAUUUUUCUGUACUACUUAUUUUUUGGUAUUUCAUGUAAUAAACUCUUCAUCCUUGAACUUGAACACAGAAAUACAAUUGGUUUUCUAAAAGCUUUCCUUCCUCUCAAGAAUUUCCCAAAUUAAGCUACCACAAUAAAAUUAAUUCAUUUCACAACAGUGAUGAUGUUUAAAACACAAAGAGAAUACUUUAAAACCAUCUCAUAACUUGAGGAACUGGUAACAGUAUAUUACUUGAUAGUAAUUUCAUUAAACUCAAAUGCCUUGGUAUGAAUGUGUGGCUAGAAUGUCAUCACUUCUCAAUAAUCUUCACCAUUCACCAUUAUGAGUUUUAUUAAAAAAAUGUUGUUUUUUUGUAUAUCAGCUUUUCACAUUCACAUUAUCAAACUUCGUUGUUUCCACAAUAUUUUUUAAACAGUGAGAUGAAGUGAUUGGUUUUACUUUCAUGACUGACACACACAGUAAAGAGGAUAUAAUAAAAAGCUGUUUUUGUUUCCUGAUUGAUAUUGAUACACCAUGAGGAUGAAAUAAUUAAACCCUGUUUUGUUUGACUGACAAACCGUAAAGAUGAUAUAAUUAAAAGUUGUUUUGUUUGACUGAAUGUAAGUAACAUACACAUUUAACCGGUCCCUUCAAAUCUCUUAUUUAGCCGCUCUCUUCAAAUCUCUUCCAAAAAUAUGAAAUUGAAUGUGUCCUUUCAGCAGUCAGAUAAUGAUCCCUUAUAAAGUAAAAAUGAAGCUUACACUGUGUCUCUUGUGCACACAGGUUCUGACAAGAGAUUCUGUCACGGUGGCGGUGGAUGCUGUGGUCUACUACCGGGUCAAGAAUGCCACCAUGUCGAUCACCAAUGUUGAAGACGCUAACCGCUCGACCAGGCUACUUGCGGCCACUACACUCAGGAACGUGCUGGGCACCAAGAACUUGAGUGAGAUCCUGUCGGACAGAGAGAACAUCAGCCACCUGAUGCAGGUACGUCUUUGUUGUGUCACAGGAAGGAUUUACCUGAGAUUUUUUUUUUUUACCUGCCAAUUUCUAUCUUAUACAAAGCCAAUUUUUUCCUUAAAAGAAAUUAUUUCAUUACAUUUUUUAUACUACUUCUAUAUUAUAGCUUUUAUCAGCUGAAACAAAACGUUACAUUCAAGUGUGCAACAAUUAAUUUCUAUAAUACUAUAAUUAUGUAGGAAUAUUUUAUUUUCAAGUGAAACUUGUAGCUCUCUUUUAUUAUUGACACAAAAUGUUAUUUAACAUCAUUUCUAUUUGUUUUGGUAACUCAACUUUUAAAACAAGAAUCCCAUAAUUAAUAUAAAGGAUUGCUGUGGAUGACAAAACUGAAGAAAAAUAAAUCAUCCUACGAUUGAUAAGAAAGUUUAAACGCUUAUUAUGAAAAUAAUGGCCUCCCAACAUAAAAUUCCGAUUCCAUGAAUCAGUAAUGGGUAUCAGACACUCUGAAUCCAUGUUAGAAUGUCUGCAUGUAAAAUACAGCAUUGCAAAAAAAAAAAAAAUCUAAAUCAUAAAGGCCUUUGGAAAAUACGUUCCUAUUUGUCCUCAUUCAAGCCGUAUCAAAACGAAACUUUUCCAUCAUAAGGCUUGUCUAUGAAAAAUUGGUCAGCAGCCAUUUAUUAAUAAUUUUGUUAGAUACCUAACAGCGGGCAUGUUUUAUUUAAAUAUCAUCCAGUUUUUAAAUUAACAAAUGGUAGAUGGGUUUUUAUAUUCAAGCAACUGAAAACUCUGUGGUUGUUAGUAAAAUAUACUCCCCAGAAUUCACUAAUGUUAACUGAAUAGGUAGCCACCAAAAAGCCUUCAUAUUGAUUAUGCGCCGGCAAUGCCCGUUGUCAUGAAAAAACCCCUAAUAUUUUAGCCAAUUUUAAUUGAACAGAAACAAAAUGCAGCAGGCCCAUUGUAAUUGUUAUGGAGUGAAUCAACUUUUUGAACAAGCUCAAAAUAAUAUGUUGGAAUUUAUUACUUUUCAAAAAUUGCUUUUAAACUUUAAAAUUAAGGAUAUUUUGACAAAACCUCACUGUGUUAUCUAAUACAGGUACUGGUACAUUAAUGAAUACCAAUUUGACUAUUCUGAGAGUUCCCUCCACCCCCUCCUCCCAAUCUUAUUGUUUUUCAGCACAGACUUCUUAUUAUUUUUAACAAAAAAACUAUAUUCAUACAAAUUUUGUCUCCCCCCACUAUCAAAUGUGAUUUUCUUCAGAGCAAUCUCGAUGAGUGUACAGAGCCUUGGGGUAUUCAUGUGGAAAGGGUUGAGAUGUAAGUCCUUCCUAGAUACCAACUAAAGCUGUCUGUGAUGACAGGCUGUAGCAGGAUGCAUCCAAAAUGUUUAGCCCAAAGUGCUGUCUCAAUAUCAUUUUAAUUCAGUUCAAGUUCAGAUGAAAAUGUCAAGUAAAAUUAUUUUAAGAUCAUUUUACAAAAGGCCUGAAAAGAUAUAAACAUAUUUUAUUUUAAACUUUUACAAUAUACUAGAGCUUUUUUUUUUGUUGCAAUUCAGUUUACUGCUGUGUUUUUUUAAUUUUUAUGUAAAUGCAAUCCCUAAUUAUUAUUGCUAACAUAGGUGACCACACAAAUUACAUGUAUAGGCCUAUAUAUAAAAAAAAAAUUUUAUUAACAAAAAUAAACUUAUGAUUUUUUUUUUUGUUGAAAUAUACCAUCGAAAAUGUUUGUUUUUUUCUUAAUCAGACCAAUUGAACUAUUAUUUUUUUGUUAAAAUUUCAUAAUGAAAUUGUAUUAUUUUAUGUUUUAAAACAUUAUUUAAAUUUAAAGUAAGCUAAGGAAUUUCAUUAAAAUGUUAUUGAUUAAUUGAAACAACUUUCCAUUGGUAAUCACCACUCUACUAUUAGAAAGCUAUCAAAUACCAGGUUAGCAUUAAAAUUUGAAAAUAGAAUCACCUAAACAUUGCAAUGAUACUUCAUCACCCCCAUGCAUGGACACCAAAUCUAAGCAAUAUAGUAAAUAAUAAUUAUUUUUUUAAUAUAAUGUUUUUUCUCGCCUUUUUAUUUUGAAUCCCUUUUAUUUAUUGUUUUAGAAAAACAUUCUUUUAAAAUCUUGGAGUAGCUCAUACAUUUUUUAAAUAUUGAAAUUUGACAUUUAUAUCUGAACUUUUCCAUUCUGCUCGUGCAAUCAUAUAAUAUUCUUUACUAUGGUACAGCUAUGACUGGAUUCAGUUCUUUCUUUGACAGUCUUGCUAAUCGUCAUUAUUCCAAGACUGCAUGGCAUUGCUGCUUGAUCUGUCUGAGAUGUAGAGUCAUUUAUGUUGUAUGACCAUCUAUAAUUUUGUAUUUAUUACAGUUAUUUUAUUUUUUUUAACUACCAGAUGAUGUUCAAAUGGCCACAGCCUGUCCACUUACUUUUAACACACCAUCCCAUGCCCAACCUUACUUCCAUGGUUAUUUCUAUGAACCAUAAUUUACAUUUUUUUAUCAUUUGUUCUAGCCAAUUGGAACCAACAAAACAGAGUUUACAAAUAUUUGUGUAGUAGUGUUUGAAAUAGUAUUACAUAUUUUUGUACCCCCUUAAAUUGACAGAAAAUGGUGUAGUUAUUUUACAACUUUGGUUUUAGUAAUUGUUUAAUUGUAAAUGGUCAUUUAUUGAAUAUAAUUUGAUAUUUAUUUAUAUGUUUGAAAUAUAAAUGAAAAAGUGAAAUAUGAAAAAUUUUCUAUUCAGUUUAUCCAGUGAUAAAUAAUAAUAAAAAUAUUAAAAGUUUUGUUACCAAACUCAAACACUUUAAAAAAGAAUUUAAAAGUUGAGCAGUUUAGACUCUAUUAUUGAUAUUAAAAAUUAAUUUUUAAAAAUCUGAAUGCAUUAAAAUAAAAUUAUACUGCAAUAAGUGACCAAAGACUUUAAAUAAUAGUAGUUUCAUUUUUGUAGUAUUAGUAGUUUAUAGCGGAAAAUAAAUAUUAGGACUACAGCAUCAACACUGUCAGGUUUGUGAGCGUCCAGAUUCAGCGGGAGCAGGCAUAACAAACCAAACUGAAAUUAGUUUUAACUCCGCAUUCUAAAUUAUUUUUACUUAUAUCAGUUUAUGAGUAAAAAAAUCAAUCAACUUUUGUUGACUUUGCCUGCCUCCUUGUCUCUUCCCUAUGUUCAGACAUCGUUGGACGAGGCCACUGACCCAUGGGGUGUGAAGGUCGAACGUGUAGAAGUGUAAGUAUGCAUUGUGAUAUAUGACUUUGGAGGCGCAUGCGUGCCUUAAAUCGUUGAACGCAGCGUACAUUUUUUUCUUGUAAAAUUCCAGUCACACUUUCAUAGAGAAACGUCCAUAGAAUAAUUUUUUAAGGAUAAUAUGUAAUUACUGUAUGGCAAAUGACAGAUCAGUAAUAGACUUAUUUAAAUUUCCUAAUUUAAAUUAAUGGAGACUUCAGUUACGGGCUACUACAAAAAAACAAAAAAAAAAAAACAAGGGUAGAUAUUUUAUUACAUAAUUAGAAUAUUCGAAAUAUAAACGUGACGUAACAUUUCAGCAUAAUAAUAUUUUUCUUGUUGUUAUGUCAGGGACAUUAUCAUUGUUGAUUUUAAACACCCUACUUAAAUGAUCGACAUUUUUAAAAGUAUUUUCAUCGCCGGGUGAAAAGAAAAAAAAAAGAAACGGAAGGGACUUUUUUUCCUUGUUUUUAAAAAAAAAGAUAGUUUUCCUGGUGUAGCAUGGCUUAAAUGAGCAGGAAAUUUACCCAUCAUAUUAACCGUAGAAAAUAAUCAUGUAAUGUAAAUUACUUUAUCACCGGUGGUAUGGAAGUAAACAUUUCCGUUAUCACCAUAGCCAGAUUUUUAAAGUGCACUAAGCUAUGUUUUAAACAAAACACUUAGAUUUUGAAGCCACGUUGUUGUCAAUGGUAAUGAAGUGACCUCUUUAGUCCUGAUAUUUGAACUCUUCUAUCCCAGUUUUCUCUUUAAUAAACUGUACAGAUAUUUGCACGAAAGCAUAGUGUCCCCGCAUGAAAUAGCUGUAAACGUUGACUGCUGCAUGAUGGUUUAUUGAUCAUUUUAUUCAUUGGUGUUAGAUAGAUUUGACCAUCACUAACUAGCUACGACAUUCAUUGAAUUCAUUGCUUUCAAUUAUUGCAUCUUUGUUUAGUAUUUCAGACCAUUUAAAGAUGCAUAUUGUAUUUCGAAUAUAUAAAUAUACAAAUAUAUAAAUAAAAUAUUAUAUAGGCCUAUAUAAAUAUAUAUUGUUAUAUUUUAGGAACCUAGGGUUGUGGCCAGCAUUUUUAACGGCGAAUAAUCGUAAUUAUUGACCAGCCAUCAUUAGUAUUAAAAUUAAGGCAUUUUACAAAUGAGAUCACUCAACUGUGAGAGUGGUGUGGGGAUCAACGGCAAGGGCGUCAUUUGGGCAGGGCUGGGUGGGGCAUUUGCCCCCCCCCUUUGAAUUUACUAAUUUGCUGGAUUUAUUUAAAUUGCUACUACUGUUGCGCCUCCAGUAAUAAGCUACUUAGUACAAGCCGACCAAGUUUUGGUUUUUUUUUAUAAACCCCCCCCCCUUUUUUUGUGUGUGUGUGAAACAAAACUGAAAUGACGUCCAUGAACGAGAGUCAUGUCGAAAGACGGUCAUGUUUGGAACUACACCUCUCAUAGAAUACUGGCGUGUAAAGUGAAGCGUGGGUUUUUUAAAAAAUAAUAAAGCCCUUAUAAACCGAAUUAACUCACACCCCCCCUAAUUGCCUGUCCUUAUGUCUCCCCAAUUGCCCCCCAUUCUGAAUUCGUGCCUAAUUCCACCCCCCCCCCCACCCCAACCCAAUCCCCCAACUCGGAUGUGGAGAUGUAGACAAGUCAGAGCAAUCACCAAUAGUGUUAUGUAGGAAAAAGGAAAACCCUUACACUGGAGCCUGGCUGUCAUAAUGAAGGCGCAGCGAAUGGGGUGCGUAUCACAAUGGAGAAUAACGAAACUCUACUGUAACGUCAGACAAGACCUCCUGCAUAGUGGAGGCCGUGAAUUCAGCCAUAGAGGAGAAGAAAAAAAAACCCGACGAGCGGACCGGGAAUUAGAUACCUGGUUAAAUGAGCGGUAACAAGUCAUCGAAGAGUUUACAGAUAUAUGUUACGAAUACGAUGUCACGACUAUAUACAGCUGCACGAAAGUGAUGGCCUCCUCACUUUGAUUUGCGAACUGUGAGGUUAUGGCUUUCCUCGGGUUAAUUUCUCAUACUCCUUAUUGAUCGGAGACAGUCUGUCCCCCCCCCCCCCCGGAUGGGGGAUGCAUAUCAAGGACCGCGGGGCUUCUACUUCUACCAUUGAAAGCAUGGUCUUCGAAAACAAGGGGAGAAACCGUCUUGGCUGAAAAAAUAACGAAUAGUUUUUAUGUUCCCUAUUUUAACAGUCACUGGGAUCUUUGAUAAAUACGGGAUGAAAAUUCAUUGAUUAUGUUAUAUGAAGCAUCCAUCUCCCCUUCUCUUGUUUGCCUGCUAGGGUUAUUAGCGCCCGCCCCUGGACAAAAUUUAUGAGAAAAUGGUGAGAAUCAUGUUUUUAUCUUAGUUUAUGGCUAAAACAAGAAACCAAGUAAAUGGCGCUCAAAUAGUACAGUCCUAAACAACGGCACCACACAGUCCUAAAUAACGGCACCACACAGUCCUAAAUAACGGCACCACACCUUCCUAAACCACGGCACCACACAACACUACAUGACGUUUUAGCUGGAGCUAACAACUUAACGACUCGCCCCCCCCCCCUCCAUUCCCUUCAGUUGUGUAACGUCUUGGGAAGUUUUUGAAUGUUUGAGACGGUGACCAUAUCCGAUUGACACCACCCGUUAGUAAUAUGUCCUCAGUGCACCUGAAACCAAGUGACGUGAUGCGUCUUUAAGGGUUUAGUUACAUUGUGUGUUUAUCGGCUUCAAAGCUGGGAGAACUCUCUUCAGGAGUGUGGUUACAGUGGGUUGUAACUAACCCCGGUGUGCCGGAGAGUCCAGCUUAUCUUGAAAUGCUUGCCUGUGUUACAUGUUUCUGUUACAUGUGUACAAAUGAUUCACUUACUUACAGCAUAAUUUGUUGAAAACUAGUUUUAUUUGUGGCGGCUUUGUUCACAAGACGUUUAUUUAUGUCACCAAAUGUUGACUUUUGGGAAAAUUAAUUUUUAAAAAAAUACUUUUGCGUAAAGUUGACGACCGCUUCCCUCCUUAAUAAGGUUAUAAGGCUAAUAUAAGGUCAGCCAAGGCGUGUAGAUAUAAGGUCAGCCAAGGCGUGUAGAUAUAAGGUCAGCCAAGGCGUGUAGAUAUAAGGUCAGCCAAGGCGUGUAGAUAUAAGGUCAGCCAAGGCGCGUAGAUAUAAGGUCAGCCAAGGCGUGUAGAUAUAAGGUUAGCCAAGGCGCGUAGAUAUAAGGUCAGCCAAGGCGUGUAGCUAUAAGGUCAGCCAAGGCGGGUAGAUAUAAGGUCAGCCAAGGCGUGUAGAUAUAAGGUCAGCCAAGGCGUGUAGAUAUAAGGUCAGCCAAGGCGUGUAGAUAUUCCCCGGAUAUGUCACCACGCCCGCCCUAUUUUCCCGUCUUUGUUGAGCAUGGUGUACAUUACUCAUAUCAAAAGGCGGACGGCCCUUAUUUAAAGACAUCGGUACUUUACAGCACAGUGAAGAACAACAUUUUGGCCGCUACUCUUCGUGUUGCCCGGAGACAGUGGUCGGCAAACUCAUUAAUCAAAAGAGCCACACUCAAAAAAAAAGCAACAAAAAAAAAACAACAACAAAAAAUCGGCAGCAGGACGAUUAAAAUAUUUUUGAGAGCCAAAUUUCUUAUCAAGGACCUGUCAAGAACUAAAAGGGGGGGGGGGAGAAUUUGAGAAAGGCUUGGGGGGCAUGGGGAAAAAAAGGUGGGCAAACGUUGAGCUAGAAACAGACCGCUCUCUUUCCCCACCCCCCACACCCCACCCCUGGCAGGUCCUAGAACCAAUAUCUUGACGAGUAUUGCAUUUUGUAAGUUGAGUACCCUAGUCCAACUUGAUCCCACGCAAAGCCUUUCUGGCCAAUCUUUCUCCGUUUUGGCUGUAAAUUCGGCCUUAAUUGUCAGCCGGCUGAGGUCUUCGGAGAUAAACUCAUCGUCUGUGGUAGUGGUUGUGGAGGAGGGGCGGUAGUGGUUGUAGGAGAAGGGGGAGAGGGACGGUGAUAGCAGUAGUAGUUGUAGUGGACUGGGAGUAAUUGUGUCGGGGCGUUGAGGGGGGGGAGGUAGGGGGUUAGCUACGUGUAUUGUUGCAUGAUAAAAUGAAUAUGAACGAAAAGAACAGAGAAUGAAAUCGUUGGGCAAAUAAAAUAAUAGGCCGGGCUAUAUUUCACCUGUUGAAAUCUUUUUCAUAAAGCUUGACCCAGGGGCAAACUGUUCUAAACAAAAAAUGUAAUUCUAGUUUAAAAUAUUUCAGUUUAGGUCUAUAUUUUAAAAAAAACCCCCCCCCCCCCCAUUUUUUUUUUCCUUCUCAGCAGAUUCAAUUUUUAAAUGAAUUUGGGGGUUUAUCUAUCUGAAUCUAUUUCAUUGGAAUAAAUUCUUAUCUAAAAGCAAACUCUUGAAGGUAGCCUAUGGACGGACAUGCCAAUAAUAAGAAUGAAUGCAGGUAUUAAGGUAUUCUCUCAUGUACUGACCUCGUGAUUUCACUUCACGCUGGGUGUCACUAACAUCUUGUUUCUCAUCACAUCACAGCAAGGACGUGCGUCUGCCUGUCCAGCUGCAGCGAGCCAUGGCAGCCGAGGCUGAGGCGUCCCGUGAGGCCAGAGCUAAGGUAAAUAGAGUUCCCUCUGUCAGUUGGAUUACUUGUGUGUUGUCGAGUGUGUGAGGCUGGAGCUGAGGUAAACCAUUGAAGACUUGUAUCCAUAUUGACUGCCUGGGAGGAAGAGGGAAGAUGUUGAAUCCAGCCAUGGAUGACGGAGAGGGGGUGUAAUAUAGAAGCAGGGCAGCCCCCCCUCCCCCCCCCCCCUUAGAGCAGACACAAAUGUUAGAAAUAGGACAAAUAAUGCAGGGGAAAUGAUAAUUUUUGUUCCAAAUCUAAUCUUAGGCAAAACCUGAAGUCAGGACUGGAUUAGGAAGAUUUAUAAUAAAUAAAUAACUUUUAAUUUAAAAAGGGGGGGGGGGGGCAGAGAGAGAGAGUUAAGAGAGAGAGAGAGAGGGUGUACGAGCAUGGUUCCUCUUCAUACAAAAUGAAAACAAAUUAAAUUUCAGAAUAAGAAAAUCAAUGAGAUUCAGCCUAGCUAUUUAUAUCACUAACACUAUUGUCAUCUCCUGCCUCCCUCUUCUCUAUUUAAUCCUCCCCCCCCCCCCCCAAUGUAAUUUAGAGGAGGACAUCAACUGAGCUUCAACAACUUCAAAUCUUUACUACUGCCCCAAUAUAGUUGAGAGGCUACAUGAAAUGGGCUUCAACAAUCAUACAAAAAAUCUUUACUGCCCCAAUAUAGCUGAGAGGGGACAUGCAAUGGGCCUCAACAAUCACACAUCUUUACUGCCCCAAUAUAGCUGAGAGGGGACAUGAAAUGGGCCUCAAUAUAGCUGAGAGAAGACAUGAAAUGGGCCUCAACAUAGCUGAGAGGGGACAUGAAAUGAGCCUUAAUAUAGCUGAGAGGGGACAUGAAAUGGGCCUCAACAUAGCUGAGAGGGGACAUGAAAUGGACCUCAACAAUCACACAUCUUUACUGCCCCAAUAUAGCUGAGAGGGAACAUGAAAUGGGCCUCAAUAUAGCUGAGAGAGGACAUGAAAUGGGCCUCAACAUAGCUGAGAGGGGAUCUGAGAGGGGACAUGAAAUGGACCUCAACAAUCACACAUCUAUACUGCCCCAAUAUAGCUGAGAGGGAACAUGAAAUGGGCCUCAAUAUAGCUGAGAGAGGACAUGAAAUGGGCCUCAACAUAGCUGAGAGGGGACAUGAAAUGGGCCUCAAUAUAGCUGAGAGGGGACAUGAAAUGGGCCUCAACAUAGCUGAGAGGAGACAUGAAAUGGGCUCCAACAAUCACACAUCAUUAGUGCCCAAAUAUAGCUGAGAGGGGACAUGAAAUGGGCCUCAACAUAGCUGAGAGUGGACAUGAAAUGGGCUUCAACAAUAACACAUCAUUAGUGCCCCAAUAUAGCUGAGAGUGGACAUGAAAUGGGCCUCAACAAUCACACAUCUUUACUGCGCCAAUGAAACUGAAAGGUGACAUCAAAUGGGCUUCUUUUUUUUCCUGAUUUUUUUUCAUAACAAGGUCAUAGCCAGGGAAACUGAAUGCAAAGGGCCAUAACAAGGUUGAUGGGGGAAAAGGGGGAGGGGGGCGGUUAACAAACAAGAAGUAAUAAAAAAUUGAUGACUUGCAAUAUUUCCCCUUAUAGAAAUUCCCAAGUGAAUUGGGAGGAGAGUGAGAGAAUGGAGAAUGCCAUAGAGAAAUCCCAACACUCAUGCCAUACACCAGAGAACCAUCAGGCAACAUACACAUGGGAUAUAAAUACACGCAGAACAAUGUAUCAAACAUAUAAAGACAGAAUCAUUCACAUAUAUUUGCACACAAAUAUAAACAUAUAUUUUAAAUAAUAUAUAUAUAUUUUUUAAAAUGUUCACUGAUAGGCUUAGCAAGUUAAAAUAAUGACAAUACCAACAUUAAAUAAGUUCAACUCAUAUCUCAGCAAAUUAUCACAUGGCCACAUUUCCUUACUGGAGGGGGGCCACAAAUAAUAAUGUGUGUUGGUCAACAAGAUGGCAUGAUGCCUGAAUAGGGAAACAUACAAUGCUCAUUGCUCCAAGGGCUAUCAAUGCAUUUUGAAUUAUGAUAAGCCUAAUUUAACAAAUUAAGAUUUUAAAAAAAAUAAAUUGUUUAAUAAUGUAAUGUAAGAGAAUAGCAUAUUAAAACACCUCAAAUAAGUAUUGCCAUAUCAAUAAAAUAAUAAUAAUAGCCUAGAAUAAAGCAUGCAGGUCCAUGAUUCAUCAGUUUUUGAGUAGGUAUACACGCAGGUAAGCCCAUCACAGAAGACAUAAACAUGUUAGAACGAAUGAGGUGAAUCUUGUUGUUGUCGAUACUUUGAUUUAUUUUCACCAACGCAGCUUCUAAAAGAUCCUGUCAGUUGUCGUGUGCUUAACUAAACAUAUUUGUAGAGCUGUGUAAAUUACUGCUUGCUUUUUUCCGUCAGGUCAUCGCCGCUGAAGGUGAGCAGAAGGCCUCCAAAUCCCUGAAGGAGGCCGCCGACAUCAUGAUCCAGUCCCCGGCCGCCCUCCAGCUGAGAUACCUCCAGACUCUGAACACCAUCUCGGCAGAGAAGAACUCCACCAUCAUCUUCCCACUCCCCAUUGACAUGCUGUCCGUCUUCAUGAAGAAAUAGAACAGGAACCGGCAGGGGGGUGGGGAGGGUCACCGUAGUAGGGGCGGGGGAUUUUAUCACUCCCGUUUAAAGAGAUUAAAAUGGUGCAGCGUUGAGAUAGGCUUGUACCUCAUUCCAAUGGUUUAUUCAAUUUGUUUAAAAGAGAAUGUUCAUCAACAAAAUGUGGUCAUUUAAAGGAAAGCUUCAACACAAAAUGUUCAUGAACAGACUCACUGCACAACUUGUAAACAGUUGAAGCUGAAGUUUCCAGUCUUUUUUAUGUUACAUAAAAAGUUACUCAGUGCUGUCAAAUUUUUCUUAGGUAAAUGUGUUAAUGCACUCAUACCAUGUUUGACUAAAUAAAUGAUUUCUAUGGAGUCAUCAUGAUAAAUUUGCUCAUUAUAAACUUAAAGGUAAAGGGUUUAAAGGGAUGUGAUAUCCCUGAUGUUAAAAAUUUUUAAAAAGCUCGACUCAUAUCCUUGUUAUCUAUCAUACACAUUUAUACAUGCUAAAACUAUCACUGAGUAUGUUCCUAAUAUAAAGCAUAAUAUGAUCAGGGGCUGCAAUUUUUUUUUUUGUACUGAAAUUUGUGAAUAAUAUUAAGUUUAAGUGCUUAAAAAUAUAAUUCAUGUCGUGAUAAAAAAUUCACUAAAGUUUAUUAAAUGAACUCUACAGCUUAAAUAAGAAAUAAUGGUUUUUCCUUUAGAAUCAGAAACUUCAUGUUUCACCCCCUGAAUUAAAGCUUAACAAUAAGACUUAAGGGGUCAGCCAGACAAGACCCAAAAUCAUACAGAUAAUUAACAAUUUUAUUUUUGAAACUUUCUACACUAUGCAUAUUUAUAAAGCUCUUCUCUCUAGACAUAUGUACCUAAAUAAUUACCUUAAUAAUAUGACUGAUUUCUUUUUAAAAAUUAUUCUUUAACUUACAGUGUUGCUUGUAUUCGAUGUAAAAAUAUGUGAAAUAGCUUCAUUCAAAAUACUAUUUUAGGCUGUAAUGAGCCCUUAUUGUAAGUUUAUUCAGGUAAAAGUUUUGUAUGUAUAUUUUAUAUUAAGUUUUAAAAAAAACUAUUCUUUGACAUUGUAUUUGUCCCUGCUUGUACUUGUCUUCAAUAAAUAUUUUAUUAAACAAUAAUAAUCUGGGAACUGUGCCUUUAAUUAAAAGCUAAAAUUUUAUGUUUUUUACAUUAGACAACCAGGUGAAUUAAUGUUGUUUUAAUGUUGAAUAUUUGUUUCUCCCAUUUUUUUCUUUCGAUUUUUAGAGGGUUCGGCAAUAGAAAGAAUUCAUCAAUUUCAGAGAACUUAAUAGUGCUACAUAGUAAAAUGUAGAAAAUUAUAAAUACUUAAGAAAAGAAAGAAAAAACAUUUAAAAGUGUUAUACCAUAUUGAAUGUAACCGCCUUUCUAACUGUUUAUUAUUCAUAUAUGUCCUAUAUGUGAAUCCCACUGUAAUUUAUCUCCUUAUAAAAAAAAGUUAUGUGCUCUCAAUUUGUAUGUUAUUUAGAGUUGAGUUAGUUUGAGAAUAUGAGUUUUCGAAUAAAACAUCAUCAGCAUUUUAGGGGUUGAUUUCUAAUUUGAUAACUUUGAAAUAGAUGCACUUUCAUUUCUUCAAACACGGAAGAAGGCGAAGUUAAUCUAAAGAAAGUUUAACUGGAGUUUCUAUAAUUUCUUUAAAAUUAUUUCCAUCUUUCGGAUAAGUUAAUACUGAAACCUAAAAUUUUUAAGAAUCUAUUUGAACUAAAAUUUGUAUGCUUAUUUUUUUACAUAAUAUAUAUUUGUAUAACUUUUAUUUGACUGCAUAUUUGACUGAUGGUAGUUUUACACAGAUGUAAUAUUUUAACUAUUAAAUCAAGUAAAGCUACCCUAUCUGUGUUAAAAAAAAAACAUCAUUGCUUGUAAAGGGAAUAUAACUGGAUUCCUGUGUCAUCCUCAUUUGCAACAUAACAUUAAACCAUGAAAUUGCUCUAAGCAUAAAUCUGUGAUUAUUUUGUUAUAAAACCAGAUUCUUUAUUAAUUUGGUUCUUAACUUGAAAGAAAAAAAAAAUGUACUAUCAACCAGGCCAAAGCUUCUUACUUUCAUUGGUUUCAUUUACAAUAAAAUUGAUGCUGUUCAAUAAUUUUCUUUGUAUCAUCUACCUACACAAUUGACUCAUUUGACCAAAAAGAGGUAAUCAAAUUCAGGCAUGUUUCAGUUAAAGUAAACUUUUUUUUUUCGUUUUUUUGAAGGAAUGAAAUUGUUAAAGAUUGAUGUAUGUUUUGAUAGUUAUUGCAAAUUAUGUCAAUUCUUUUAUCAUCAAAUAUAUCAUUUUACUGAUAAAUAUAAUUAAUUAAAAAAACAAACAUAAUUUACUACUUAUGCUCAAUUUCUUGCAUACUUAUCUGUUUUUUUUUAAUACGUGUAAAAAAAAAACAACUCUUUUAAUCUUGUUGUACAUAAGGGGACAAACUUAUUAUAUGCCAUUGCUUCUUCAGCCGCAUUUGUCUCUCUCAUACUCUGAGCAACCCUUCGCAGUUCAGUCGAAAGCCACUCAUUUCUGACUUUCUGACUGAGACAUAAAGUUAACUGUUCCAUAGUUAAGCUGUGGUGAGGUUCUUUAUGACAAUUAAAUCAGCUUUAAGAUGUCAAAGUUAUUUGAACAUUAAUGGAAUUUACAGAACUGAUACCACUUAUAAAUGAAAUUGUCCAACUCACAGUUUUAGAAAUACUGACCAAUCAAAGGCUGAAGUGCUUUCCUCUUUUUUUCUGACAAGAUUAAAAGGGGGGGAUUAAAUUCAUGUAUCUACUGUGUAAAUAUGACUAAAUGAUUUCCUGUUAUACUCAUCAUGUCUUGCAUCAUUAGAUUGAUAGCUGGGUUAGCUCUUUCACUUUAUUAACAGGAGUGCAUCUGUGAUCAUGUUCUAUAGAAAUCUGUGGACGUUUUACACAAUUUUGGAGAGCAAGUUUCGGAAAAGUAAAAUUUGUGUUUCCACCAAAAUGAAAGUAUUUCUUAAAUGAUGUGCUUGAAUAACAAAAUUUUGUUUCUACAUUUGUACUUACAAAAUAGACAGUUUUUAUUUCAUUCGGGGACCGAAAAUUAUUUUUUUGCAUGUUUUACAAAACAAUUUAUUCAAUCAAUUUAAUUAAAUUUGUAACUCAUUUACAGCCAUCAUUAUUGAAAUCAAGAAAAAGCUGCUUGUUCUGAAGUUGUCAUCUUUCUUUCAUACAAAACAUCUACACUCAAUAUAGCUUAGAUGUCCAUUUUCUUAAGAAUAAAAUAUUCUUCUUAGAAACC